Amphimedon queenslandica is the source of this 836-nucleotide messenger RNA. Its product is annotated as inhibitor of growth protein 5-like. The record is from RefSeq and is a predicted model, not a curated record. The transcript has a single exon. The coding region runs from base 47 to 784 and encodes 245 amino acids. Gene Ontology annotation, cellular component: nucleus. Gene Ontology annotation, biological process: regulation of DNA-templated transcription. Lineage: Eukaryota; Metazoa; Porifera; Demospongiae; Haplosclerida; Niphatidae.
GUGACUAUCCACCCACAAAUGCAUCACGUGAUCAUCAAAACAAAACAUGGCGUCUGCUAUAUAUCUCGAAAACUUCCUCGAAACAAUAGAACACCUUCCUAAAGAGCUCCAGAGAAACUUUUCACUCAUGAAAGACCUUGACCAAAGAACCAAAGACACCACGAACGAGGUCGAGGAGUGGGUGAGGGAUUACAAAAAGGUGGUGGCAACACUCUCAGAGAGCGAACGAAAGGCGAGACUAAGCAAGAUUGACGAGCUGUAUCAAAAAGCAAAAGAGUACAGUGACGACAAGGUCCAGCUCGCGAUGCAAAUGUACGAAAUGAUAGAUAAGCACAUACGGAGCCUUGAUUCUGAUCUAGGACGUUUUGAGCAAGAGUUACAACUAAAAGACAGCGAUCACGCUCGUCGCUCGUCUGUGAGUAACAAUAAUGGAGGACUCAUGUUGGGGGCCGCCACACCAAGAGGAAGGAAGAGAUUAAGUGAGUCGAGUAACAGCUCACGUAAGAGAAGACUAGAGUCCCUUUCGGAGGAAGGAGGAGGAAUGGGAGGGAACUUGGGGUCACCUCAGGGCGGUACUGACGUCUUAGAUAUGCCGGUCGACCCAAAUGAGCCGACGUACUGUUUCUGUCAUCAGGUCUCCUUUGGUGAAAUGAUUGGGUGCGAUAAUACUGACUGUCCCAUUGAGUGGUUUCAUUUUCAAUGUGUCGGACUCACUUCUAAGCCGAAAGGGAAGUGGUUCUGUCAGAGAUGCAGCCAAGAGAGAGAUAGACACAAGAAGAAAUGAUAUUAUUUUAUAUAUAACUAUUCUUUAGAAUUAAAAUUCAACUUUCAAUGUA